This is a messenger RNA of Rangifer tarandus platyrhynchus (Svalbard reindeer), 1611 nucleotides long. The record is from the annotation of a GenBank genome assembly. NCBI's taxonomy places the organism in Eukaryota, Metazoa, Chordata, Mammalia, Artiodactyla, Cervidae.
AUGGGCCGACCUUCACUCCUCCUACCCCUGUGUGCUUCGGUGUCCUUGCUGGGUGGCCUGACCUUUGGCUAUGAACUGGCAGUCAUAUCGGGUGCCCUGCUGCCGCUGCAGCUUGAUUUCGAGCUGAGCUGCUCGCAGCAGGAGCUCCUAGUGGGCAGCCUGCUCCUGGGGGCUCUCCUCGCUUCUCUGGUAGGCGGCUGCCUCAUCGACCGCUAUGGCCGGAAGCAAGCCAUCCUGGGGAGCAACUUGGUGCUGUUGGCAGGCAGCCUGAGCCUGGGCCUGGCCGGCUCCCUGGCCUGGCUGCUCCUGGGCCGCUCGGUGGCUGGCUUUGCCAUCUCCCUCUCCUCCAUGGCCUGCUGCAUCCACGUGUCCGAGCUGGCGGGCCCACGGCAGCGGGGAGUGUUGGUGUCCCUCUACGAGGCAGGCAUCACCGUGGGCGUCCUGCUCUCCUACGCGCUCAACUACACGCUGGCCGGCGCCCCCAGGGGAUGGAGGCAUAUGUUUGGCUGGGCCGCUGCGCCCGCUCUCCUGCAGUCUCUCAGCCUCCUCUUCCUGCCCGCUGGUACAGCUGGGGCUGCAGCCCGCAAGGACCUCAUCCCGCUGCAGGGAGGCGAGGCCACGAAGCUGGACCCCGGGAGGCCGAGAUACGCCUUUGUGGACCUCUUCAGGGCCCGGGAUAACAUGCGGGGCCGGACCGUCGUGGGGCUGGGGCUGGUGCUUUUCCAGCAGCUGACCGGGCAGCCCAACGUGCUCGCUUACGCCUCCACCAUCUUCCGGUCGGUCGGCUUCCGGGGAGGCUCCUCCGCUGUGCUGGCCUCCGUGGGGCUCGGUGCGGUGAAGGUGGCGGCUACCCUGAUGGCCAUGGGGUUGGUGGAUCGAGCCGGCCGCAGGGCGCUGCUGCUCGCCGGCUGUGCCCUCAUGGCCCUGUCGGUCAGCGGCCUCGGCCUCGUCAGCUUUGCUGUGCCCCUGCACUCGGGCCCAGCCUGCCUGGCCGUGCCCAACGCCACCAGGCUGUCGGGGCUCCCUGGAGACUCCAGCCUGCCCAGGGGCUUGGCUCCACCUCGGCCGCCCAAGACCAACCAGAGCCCGGGGCGGCCAGUCUUGUCAACCUCUGAGAGGACCAGGCCUCCUCUGGGAGCCGAGGACCCUACAGCCCUAAGCCUCACUCCCCCUGGAGGCCUUUCUCCCGCCCCCGAGCACGCCCUGCUGCACUGGACCGCGCUGGUCUGCAUGAUGGUCUUUGUGAGCGCCUUCUCCAUUGGCUUUGGACCCGUGACCUGGCUUGUCCUCAGCGAGAUUUACCCCAUGGAGAUCCGAGGGAGGGCCUUUGCCUUCUGCAACAGCUUCAACUGGGCCGCCAACCUCUUCAUCAGCCUCUCCUUCCUGGACCUCAUCGGUGCCAUUGGCUUGUCCUGGACCUUCCUGCUGUACGGGCUGACCGCUGUCUUCGGCCUGGGCUUCAUCUAUUUCUUUGUCCCAGAAACAAAAGGCCAGUCAUUGGCAGACAUAGACCAGCAAUUCCAGAAGAGAUGGGUCCCCCUGAGCUUUGGCCAUAGGCAGAGCUCGGCUGGCGUCCAGUAUAGUCGUAUCGAGGUCUCCGCAGCCUCCUGA